UGCAGUUAUACAAAAGCGCAGAACACCGGUGUGUCAAUUCGCAUCACCACUGGACGUUGACAUACAUAGUAAUCCCCAAACCGUUGUGCUUGAGGGAAAAUAUUGGAAACGUCAUGCAGCAGUUAUCAAGGCCGAAUAUAGAAAAUGGCGCAAAAAUUAUAAAUCAAAAGCAACUGGCUGCUUGACUUAUGAUUCGAAAAGUGAAUUGGACUUUUUGGAAUGGUCUCCGCUGAACGAUAGAAAUUUAAUGCCAGAGGACUGGACAACGGACACAUUGUUCUCGGCAAUAAAUGGACCAUUUCCAUUUCCAGAUUCCAGAGAGAUUGCACGCGGUGCAGGCAUUGCGGAUUUUAUACAACCAAGUCUGGGGCCUUUGCAACCGAAUUUAGAUGAUAUCGAUCUUACCUUGUCAGAUUUGCUCACCACAACCGGCUCACGCUUGCCACCCGUGCCCGAGGAGGGCACCGAUGCGGAGAUGCUCAAGAACGACGACUAUUGCCUGCAGGCGAUCGUAGGUGCUCCGCACACGCUCUACACCAACGACAACAUGAUGGAGGUGGUGGCCAGCAACAGUGGCGGCGGCAGUGCUCAAGUGGAUGCCAAUAUGUUGGAGCUGAAUACGCCCAUUGGCAACAUGCCUUACGGCGACAUUGAGCAACAGUUUGUGUCGGCGCGCCAGCAAGCUGUCAGCGAUACGCAGCAGCAACAUUUGCUGAACGACAGUCAGCCGACGCGUCUGCAUGCGGGCAAACAUUUUGGCGCGAUCGGCGGCAGUGAUAGCAGCAGUCGUUGCUCCCCCAACGACAGUUUCUCCAGCAAGAGCGUCAUCAAUGGGCGCAUCGCCAAGAAUACGCAGCGUCUCAUACGACGCGAGCCGCACAACUAUGAUAAGGCGCAGCCGACGCUGCAUCAGACGACAAUUUAUCAGCAGCUGCUGGCCGAGCAGCAAAAGAAUCAACAGCAGCAACAGCAGCAACAACAACAACAACAGCAGCAGCAGCAUUUGAGUGGUGGUGCUGUAUUGCAGCCGUUUCAGACGCCCCAAGAGCAACAGCAGCAACAGCAACUGUUGCAGCAGCAACAACAACAGCAACAGCCGCGCUUGCUCUUUCCCACACAGCAGCAGCAACAAAACGCUUACAAUACGCAAAGUUUCUUAAGUACCUAUGCAGACAGUUAUCAGCAGCAACAGCAACAGCAGCAGCAACAGUUGUCCACACAGCAGCAGCAGCAGCUCAGCGUCAAGGUGGAACCACAUCAAACAGAUGUUAUGUCUUUGCUGAACGACAGCUCCUACAACUCCAUUAGCUACAAGCCAUAUCCGCAGUUUAAAAAGUCCGCAUCGACGGGCACGUUUCUGAACGUGCCACGUGUCUCCCAGCAGCAACAGCAACAGUCGCAACAACAAACUUACAUGCAACAGGACCAACAGCAACAACAGCAACAGCAGCAAUUGCAGAUGCAACAGUCGCUGCCUUUGAGCCUGGGACUAAGUCCGCAGCAAAUCAUGCAGCUAACACGCCAGCAACAGGCAGCCAACACACAGCAGCAGCAGCAACAACAACAACAGCAGCAGCAGCAGCAACAACAUAUGCAGCUGCAACAACAAACUGUCUCCAGUCUGCUGCUGCCCCAGCAACCCGCUGUCAGCGUCGCCUCCUGGGCCACGCCCAACCAAACCACCCUCUUGCCCAAGGAGAUGCAUCGUUCCAAUAGCUUGCCGCUGAAUGUGUCGCUGCCCAAGCCCCUUCAUCACGAGCAGCAGCAGCAGCAACAGUUCAUUGUGCCCAAGUAUCACGUGAAGGGCAAAUCCCGUGUGCGCAGCAAUUCGAUGCAUCAACAGCAUACGGUUGUCGCUGCCGGCGGUGGCUCACCCGUCAACAAUGGCCACGCCAGCAGCAGCAGCAGCAGCACCAGCAACUUGCUGAUUACACAGCAAAUGCAACAGGCCACCAGCGAUCCAAUGCUCAACAGCACACUCGCCCAGCUGCUGACCUCAAAUACGCGCUUGCAGGCAGCCGUAGCCGGUAAAACGCAACAGUCCAAUUCUUCCGCCAAUGCCAUAGUCAGCAACAGCAACAGCAACAGCAGCAGUAACAACAAUAAUAACAACCAGCAGCAGCAGCAACAGCAGCAACAGCAAACGCUUUAUGUGAGCAAUGCAGCAACAUCGCCGAUGUCUGUGCCGGUGCCAGCGCAACAACAUUCACCAAAGAAGUCCGCCUCGUUGCCGCUGUCGAUUGCUGCGCCGGCACUGCACAGUCCGCCCAUGGCGAAGAUGCUCAGCUUUGGUGGCCAGGGGGGUAGUAAUUUGAGCCUGUCGCCGGACUCGCCGUUCCACGAUUCCCAGGACUCGCCGCUGUCGCCGACGACCAGCCUGAAGUAUCAGCCGCGCGAUACGCAACGUCGCGCCGGGCACAUUCAUGCCGAGCAGAAGCGGCGCUAUAACAUCAAAAAUGGCUUCGAUACACUGCACGCGCUCAUCCCGCAGCUGCAGCAGAACCCCAAUGCCAAGCUGAGCAAGGCGGCGAUGCUGCAAAAGGGCGCCGAUCACAUCAAACAGCUGCGCCAGGAGCGCAACGUGCUCAAGGAUAAAAUCGAAGCGUUGCGCAUGGAGCGCGAUGCACUGAAUAACUCCCUGAUGCACCUGCACUCGGUGCUGCCGGCGAAUGGAGCGCCUGUGACGCGGCAAGGCACGGAGAAUGUGCGUCAGCUAUAUGAGUUCCAUGUGCGGUACCAUACGAUGAUCGAUUGGAAGUUUUGGAUUCUGGGUCUCAUUCUGGAACCUUUGUUGGCCUCUUACACCUCGACCGUUUCCAGCGCCAGUUUGGAUGAGCUGCGUCGCACCGCUUUCCUCUGGGUGGAUCAGCACUGUUCGCUCAUAGAUCUGCGACCUGCUGUUACGAACAAAUUAAAGUACCUAUCGAUGCACACGGAUAUUGUGUCGGAUCCACCCAGUACCUUGCAGGAGGAAGUGGCGAAGGCUCUGCACAAUACCAGCGGACAGCAUCCCAAUCUGCAUGGCUCCUAACCGUUGUUGCUGCUCGUGAUAUGAAUUUAACCCAAUUGCUACAACAAGUCCAAUGUCAAUGCAAAAUGUUCGUCCUGCUGGGGGCAGCCACGUUCCACAGUCAGCAGUUAAAAAUUGUACAAAAUGCCUCGUGCUGGGGCAGAUUCAUUGUAUAUGUGUGCAUGCAACAGAUGCACCAUCAGCCACCAGCAGAUGUAGAUGCAGCCUUAGCUGCAACGACAGCUGGCGCUAGGCUAAGCAGCGUGUAGUGCC
Molecule: messenger RNA, 3283 nt
Organism: Drosophila arizonae
Lineage: Eukaryota; Metazoa; Arthropoda; Insecta; Diptera; Drosophilidae
Gene: Mondo
Product: MLX interacting protein mondo
Biological process (GO): regulation of transcription by RNA polymerase II
Cellular component (GO): nucleus
Molecular function (GO): protein dimerization activity; DNA-binding transcription factor activity, RNA polymerase II-specific; RNA polymerase II cis-regulatory region sequence-specific DNA binding
Source: RefSeq, a predicted model, not a curated record